Messenger RNA from Rhipicephalus sanguineus (brown dog tick), 1953 nucleotides. RefSeq lists its product as uncharacterized. NCBI's taxonomy places the organism in Eukaryota, Metazoa, Arthropoda, Arachnida, Ixodida, Ixodidae. The coding region runs from base 190 to 1074 and encodes 294 amino acids. The transcript has 5 exons. The record is from RefSeq and is a predicted model, not a curated record.
GCUCCGUGAACGCGCGCGCUCGCAGGCCAACGCUCGCAAAGCGAGCGCAGAUUUGCCUCUCCGUUAAAACGCUUAGCUCGGGGAAAAUAUAGCUCAAACGAGAUCGACGGCCCAACCACGUGUCCCUGACUUAGUCCCUGUUACUCGAUCCCACUCGGUUGCCCAGGAAACGACGGAAUCGCGGCGGCAAUGGAGGUCGACUGGUGGCAACUGCAGACCAGCAUCAUCACCGAGGUGAAGAAGUACCCGUGUCCUCUACGACUCGAACCACAUCAGCCGAUGGAAUGCGCGUCAACGGGGACCCUAUUGGGAGGCCGUCGCUGCAGCCGUCAACCUACGCGCUUUUCCAAGUAUGCCAAGUUUACCAGGCCAACCGGGACAGCGUCGCAAGAGGAGGAGCCCGACCGCGUCGACUACAACGAAUCCACAUCGACUGACGUCAUGACACACGUGUUCGCGUGCCAAGAUGCAGCCGUGGAGGACGUCAGUGCUGAAGGGCGCUGGGGCUCGCCAGUGGACUUCGAGAUCGACGUCUCACCGGGACCGAGCGACGCCGCGGAUCAUUCCAUGGAUGAAGGCGAAGCAGCGGCUCCAUCAUCUUCGGCCCCCGACUUCCCCUCCAACCAGUUAGCUGCCGGGCGACCGCGAAGGAAACGCCUCACUCUCAGAAGCCACGGACCAACGGGUCUGGACCUCGAAACAGAGGUCUACGGCGACGCCGCGCUGACGGCAUCAGGAGUAGCACCAGGGGAAAGAGGAAGAGGGGCAGGCCGACGUCCAAGACGAUAUCGAGAGACGACCGCGGGACGGCACCGUCGCCGCCAAUGGAUACAGAGUGGCGCCAGUGGCGACGGCGAGGACGACCUCCGCACGGGCUACGACUGCUGCGACGCUGGGUGUCGCCCGCCAAGGGGUCGUCCUCAUCCGACGAGGAAUACGAGGAGGAGGAGGCUGCUGGGAAGGUUGAAGUCGACGACGAGAAAUGCAACUGCGACAACGCCAAGCAAGAACGCCGAGAGGCGGCUAUCGCUGUGGCGCUGUGCAGGUUUGUCACGACCGUCGUCAGCAAGAUGACGUCCUCGUCAACCCCGGAAGACCCGGUCGGUGUGCCGCCGCCCGUCAAAACCGACAUGCUAGUGGACGCCGGGGACGGUGACACGUUGUUCCUGUUGGGACUGAGGGGCCUGAUGUCCAAGUUGGACGCCGAGAGCAAGUCGCGAGCGCAGAUCGACAUCCUCAAGCUGCUGCAAGAGCGGAUCGCCGACGCCGAAUCUCGGAGACAAGAGUCUUGCGACGAGGACGACGAACAAGCGGAGCCUACAGCGAACGAUCAUGCCAGUGCCGUGGACCCCGAGCCUGCGUCGCCGACAACUCUCCACUAAAUGCGUAGCCUCCGCGGUCGGCAACGGCAAAGCAACGACGUGCUGCCGUAGCCGAUCGCGGAGGCCACACUAAAUGCACCAUAUGCGAGACGUUGGUCUUAAUGAGACAGUACUUUAAUUUUGCGUGUUGUGUUACGUGUUGGUGAGGAAUCAAUGCAAUCGACUCAGAAGAAAAAGAAAAAAAGAAAAUGGCUUUCUAGAACAACUUGUUCGGAGGGAAUUCCUGGCAGUGUAUUAACGACCGCCGGAGGGAACAUGCCAACAGCAUUGGUAAAAGUGGCGGUGCAGCAUCUUCCGGCGCAUGUAACAAUCAUGCUCAUGUGUGCCGCGUUUCGCGCAAGUUAAGAUUAUUGGCAAGAGCAGAAACCAAACGGAGAGGGAACUAUUCGAAGCGUUUCACAUUACAAGGAACGGGUCCCCCUGUGUCAGUGAGACAUCAGUUGUGCUAUAUUGAUCCGAGUUAUGCUUUUUCGUAAUCGACAGCUUCCGUGGUGACAUGUCGGUGUCACUCUUUUACGCUUGGAUUUUUUUUUUAUCUUUGACCGUCAAUAAAGAGUUGGUAGUUGGCGUU